AUGCCCAUAAACGAUAAAUCCGGUGUUUCAGGCGGUGUAACUUGGGUUACGAGUACAGUUGGCAACGGUAUAUCAGGCCUCACAAACACCGUCGGAGGCGUCGUUGGUGCGGUUGGAAGGGGAGUAGGAGAAACUAUUCAUGGUGUUACUGGGGAUGCUGGUAAACCCGUAAGCAACGGAAUCAAAGAUGUAAGCGAGGGGAUAGAAGGAGGAGCGGCGAGAGUAGCAAGGGGAAUUAAGGAUGCUGGGGAGGGACAACAUGGACCUUUGAGAUGA
Sclerotinia borealis F-4128 is the source of this 276-nucleotide messenger RNA. The record is from the annotation of a GenBank genome assembly. Lineage: Eukaryota; Fungi; Ascomycota; Leotiomycetes; Helotiales; Sclerotiniaceae.